Messenger RNA from Spodoptera exigua (beet armyworm), 270 nucleotides. Lineage: Eukaryota; Metazoa; Arthropoda; Insecta; Lepidoptera; Noctuidae. The record is from the annotation of a GenBank genome assembly.
AUGUCGUAUCGCUUUGGUAGUGCCCUUAGGGAACUAAGGAUUCAUUUAUGCCAAUCAAGCAAACAUUCGGAAGGUGUGAGGAACUUUAUUCAAAAGUACUAUGUUAACAUUAAAAAGGAUAAUCCUGGAUUUCCGAUAUUGAUUCGUGAAUGCAGCGGUGUACAGCCACGUAUCUGGGCUCGAUAUGAGAAAGGAGUUGAACGCAGUAUGUCUCUCACUGAUCAGAAUGCUGACAAUGUCCUCUCAGCCGUCAAACAGCUAGCAAAGUAA